AUGCGCUUCAAUCUCGCACCGGCUGUCCUCCUCGCCCUGGCUACGGCGAAUACUACUCUGGCCGCUCCGAGGCCGAGUCGCAAUGAGACCAGGGCGGAUGUCGGUGUUCGUCCCGACAUGAUCAUGGCUCGUAACCCGACGCAUAUGCACAUGAGCCAUGUCGAUACCGUUAUGGGUCGUGACCGUGACAAUGAGAAGGGAAAGGAAAUGGGCAAGAGUGGUUCUGUUUAUGAGGAUAUGGGUAUGAAAGCGGAUCUAGAUCGAUUCGCUACUCGUAGUCAUGAACGUGAACGUGAAUAUGUCCCUGCGCGCAUGGCCAUGGAUCAGUCCAACGCGAGACCUAUUCAGGGUAGUAUGAUCAUGGCCAUGGACCGAGAACAGCGUCAUGACCAGGACAAGGACCAAGACAAGGACGACAUGCAGAUGAUCCAGUCUGUUACUACCUCUCGCAGGCAUUCGAGCAUGUCUGGCAGGAAAGAAGACAACAACAGUGCCAUGGAGGCGGGAAUGAUGAAGCAGAUGCAGAAGCAUCAAGGUAUUACCGUCAGGGAGGAUGCGAUGCAAAAGGAGCAGCCAGAAAUGGAGAUGACCGAGGACCCCGUGGCUAGGGCAAUCCGAUACGCCCGUACUCAACUGGGCUGCAACACGGAUGCCUGCGCAAAUGUUAUUUCGAGCGCUACAUGCUUCACUGGUGCGCGCGAGGGUUUCAAUAUGAAAGUCUCUUUGGCCUGUGCCGGGCUUCCUGAGCCGGAGAUCUGCGGAUGCUCGCGCUGCCUGCCUCAACUGGAUAUGCUGUUGGCCAAGAAUAACAUGUGUAUGGGCUCUUCUGCCUAG
Monascus purpureus is the source of this 834-nucleotide messenger RNA. The record is from the annotation of a GenBank genome assembly. Lineage: Eukaryota; Fungi; Ascomycota; Eurotiomycetes; Eurotiales; Aspergillaceae.